Molecule: messenger RNA, 369 nt
Organism: Cyclocybe aegerita
Lineage: Eukaryota; Fungi; Basidiomycota; Agaricomycetes; Agaricales; Hemipholiotaceae
Source: the annotation of a GenBank genome assembly
AUGACUGCCAGGAACGACGCGCGCGACAUUGAGGUUGUGCUGGGUGCAAAUAUCACAGACGCUGUUCCUAGCCGUCCGGGAGGGCGCCGAGAGCUCCGUGCUUGGGUCAUCGAUUUCAACCAGGUCAAGGAGUUCAAUUUCACGGAAGGUCAGAUCCCGUUGCUCGUUGACGCCUUUUAUGCGAACGAGGCGUAUUUUCCUCGUGCAAGGCUCGCCGAUUCGCUAUACGAUGUCUUUUCCAAGGCUUACCUCGAGGAGUGCAACAAGAUUGGAGAGGUCGCAGGGCAGCUUGGCCACAAGUUCAUUAUAGAACUGGAGGCAGAGCAAGCUCUCAAAGAUGCAGAGAAAAUGAUGCCAGAAUGUGAUUGA